Messenger RNA from Lates calcarifer (barramundi perch), 2490 nucleotides. It is a transcript of the gene atf4a, whose product is annotated as activating transcription factor 4a. The coding region runs from base 297 to 1664 and encodes 455 amino acids. Gene Ontology annotation, biological process: regulation of transcription by RNA polymerase II. Gene Ontology annotation, cellular component: ATF4-CREB1 transcription factor complex; nucleus; ATF1-ATF4 transcription factor complex. Gene Ontology annotation, molecular function: DNA-binding transcription activator activity, RNA polymerase II-specific; RNA polymerase II transcription regulatory region sequence-specific DNA binding. NCBI's taxonomy places the organism in Eukaryota, Metazoa, Chordata, Actinopteri, Centropomidae. The transcript is spliced from 4 exons. The record is from RefSeq and is a predicted model, not a curated record.
AUUUGUCCGUUCUUCGUUUCCACAACGGUUACAGAGACUAUCGGCACUUAGUGGUAGCUCUCCCGCGCUAAAAUGGCAAUAUAAAGCGUGCGGCAGCGAUCCUUGCAGCGGCAACAACCCGGCAGUGCAACGGCUAAGUGCACUGGCUAUUUCUGGCAAAAUGGCGUCUCUCUCGGCAACCACCCUCAGCUUUGCUGCCGUCGACAGCAGUACCGAACCCCUCGACUUGCUCACAUCAUCGGACUCGCCUUUGUUUUUAUUCACCCUUUCACGGCUACCACUGACCAGCAGCAGCCAUGACACUUUCCCAGCUGGCCUUGGAGGACGUGGAGGCCCUGUACUUAGAGCCCUCGUUUCUGAUGGCUGACCCCAUGGGGCCCCUUCUGGACCAAGAUGAAGAAGAAGCUCUUUCUCCCUCCUCCUCUCUAGAGGGGAAGGCGCCAGCUUCGCCCCCCCUCUCUUUCUCCUCCUACGCAUCCUCCCUGUCUCCCUAUCAGACCUUGUCGUCCUCCCCACUCUCUUCUGCCUCCCCACCUCCUUCUCCUCCUCCCACCGAUCCCUCCUCGUUCCUGGGAACCAAGGCCGGAGUGGACUCGCUGUCCCUCCCCUGGCUGGGUGCCAGUGAUCUGCUCGACGCCCACGUUGGAGCAGAAGAUGGAAAAGCAGAUGAUGCCUUCGCAGGCAUGGAUUGGAUGUCAGAGAAGAUCGACCUGAAUGAGUUUGACCUGGAUUCCCUCAUUGGCUCAUGCUCAUCUGAUGAUGCUCCCAGCUCCCCCGAGGACCUCCUUGCCUCGCUCGACUCCCACAUGGACCUGGAUCUAGACUCCUUCAACACAGCCAUCCCCACUUCACAAGAUAGCCUGGAACUGGGUCUGUCUCUACCAACUAUCCCCUCCCUCCCUCUGGAUCUCCCUCUUCCCAGGGCAGCUGAGGCUAAGACAACAAAGAUGGUGCCUGAUCAGGAGGUUGUUAUGAAGUCUGAGCCUCCCUCUCCAUCUCCCCCCUCUCCAGUCUACACAUUGGAGCUAGGAAGUGAAGUGGAUGUGCUGGAUGCAGAGAAAAUGGCCACAUCCCUCACUGCAGCCAUAAUCCCAGAUCCCAGUGGAAGCAUUCAGCCAAACAACCCCAUCGUGCUGUCCAUUCCCACCUCUGCUCACUUUGUGGUGGUGCUCACCAACAAAGAUGAGACUUCCCUUGUAGCGCACCCUGACCCGUCCAUUAAAACCUCUCCUCCAUCAAGCGACUGUGAUGAUGACUCUGGAUUUGAGUCAUUGGCCAGCUCACCACCUCGUCUCCCCUCUCCUCCUCCCACCUCUUCCCAAACAGCUGGUUCCUCUAGGACCAAACCCUACUCCAAGCCGGAGCCCGCCACCGCCUCCUCCCCCUCGACCAAGGUCUCCAGGGUCAAAUCAGUGUCUGGUGCUCCCAAGGUGGUCGAGAAGAAACUGAAGAAGAUGGAGCAGAACAAGACGGCAGCCACUCGCUACCGGCAGAAGAAGAGGGUUGAGCAGGACCUGCUCAACACAGAGUGUGAAGAGCUGGAGAAGAGGAACCACGAGUUGACGGAGAAGGCGGAGUCCAUCAGUCGAGAGAUUCAGUAUCUCAAGGAUCUGAUGGAGGAAGUUCGCAAGCACCGCCGCGGCAAGACCAGCUCAGUGGCUUAAAUACCAACAUGUUCAUGUGGCUCAGUCUUGCUGUUGCAGAGUAGUGAUGGGGUUGUUUUUGUGCUCCAGCGCUCACAUGCCGUAACAAAGAAAUACAUUUUAGUAUUAGCAGUACACGUUUGAAGAGAUUAAAGGAAAUUGGCAUGUGAGGUUGGACGUAUGAAACUCACCACUGAACAGAGAAAAGAGAAUAGCGGAAUGAAAAGUGAAGAGCCUCUGGAAGUUGAGAUUAUUAGUGUAGAACAGGGGGCUGGGAGGUAGUCAGGUGAAGCAUCUGUACAUGCUUGUCUCUCAGUCCCCUGUUAGAUCCCUAUGUGUACUCCCUGUUUUGCUGGUAGUACUUGUACAAACAGGCAGGGUGUAUAUUUGUCUUUGUAGACUAGGCAUGCAAAACAUGAGUCACCAUAGUUCCUGGUAGUGUUAUAGACCUGUAACCCAUUGAUGAGAUUCCCUCACACUCAAACAUCAGUUAAUAGCCAGACCUCAGAAAUAACUCCUGUGUCAGCAAAGUGAGAUACCACCUCUACCUUGUUACCCACUCCUUUUUAACCCAGUGUCACCCCAUUUCGACCUUCCUCUUUAACAGCUUCAAGUCCAGAAAGGGGCCUCAGCCUAUUUAUGAAUUCUUGAUGUUACACUGUCAACAUUUUUCCCUUUUUUUUGUAUAUAGUUUCCCUCCCCUUUGCUUGCCGAUUGUGGCUUUUGUUAUUUAAUGCUGGGUAAAAACCUGAUCAUGUCUCAAGUAGCUCAGUCUCUUAGUGCAGGUGUUUGGCUUGUAAAAAUGCUUUACCCUUCUUUUUUCUAAUAAAUAUCUAUCAGUACUCAA